AUUUGGGACAUCAGUUUUUAUUGGGGUCCCAAACCCGAACAGUACGUAGCAUAAUCAAUUCCUUAAUUUUAAGCUAAUUGGCAUAUGAAGCUUCUCACCAUGUCCUAGGAAGCUGGCUACGAAACAACCCCAUCAACCAUCCCAAGUGAAGUUUGAGCUAUAUGGAGAUAAUGAUGCUAUCUAUAUCUACACCAUACACAUUGUGCUUAUCUCUCCACAAGAAGAAAAAUACAAGAGAUCAAUGGAUUCUCCGGAAUCGGAUAGUGACUAUGCUGCGACAGCAGCAGCAGCCAACCAGUCGAAUUUCGAGCUUUCUGAUUUCUUCGAGUUUGAUGAGGAGUGGGCUGAGGGAGAUCAUCCACCACCACCAACACCGAUGGUGGUUUCCGGGUAUCCCCAAAUGAAUCCAGUUUAUGCUGCAGGAUCAGCAGCAAGUCACGGAAUCAAUGAUGCAGCCAGGGGAAGCAGUAGCCACCUCAGUAUCUAUGAAGGAACUAGUAUCAUAGGGGACAGUGGUAGGAGUUGUGGGAGGGAGAAGAAGGAAGUGAAAGAGAAAGUUGCUUUUAAAACACAAUCAGAGAUUGAAAUACUUGAUGACGGCUUCAAGUGGAGGAAGUACGGCAAGAAGAUGGUCAAAAACAGCCCAAAUCCAAGGAACUAUUAUAGGUGUUCAGCAGAAGGAUGCCCAGUGAAGAAGAGAGUUGAAAGAGACAGAGAUGAUCCGAGGUACGUCAUAACUACUUACGAGGGUGUCCAUAACCACCAAGGUCCUUCUUCUACUACUAUUACUACCAAGUUCUGAAUUUUCCUCUGCUCUCUUCUCUGUGGAAUUUGGAGUAACUUACACAACAACAACUACAACUACCUACAGUCUAAACUACCUACUUAGCAUAGCUUAGAGUUCUUCAGACUAAGAGUUUGCUUUUGUUGUAUUUUAUGUAUACAAGUAGUAAGUAACUACAUACUCUUUGUCAGUAAGUAGUACCACCAAUUAGAUGUAAGCUAUCUUUGAUGAGAUGAGUUCCAUCAUUAUUCUCCUCUGUAAAGGGUGUCCGAUGAUGAUAAUAACAGGAUAUGCUCAUGUCAUCUAGAGAACCUUGCAAACAUAGCAUACAUUCAUACAUAUAUACAAGUAGUUUUGCACCAGCA
This is a messenger RNA of Camellia sinensis, 1149 nucleotides long. RefSeq names its product WRKY DNA-binding protein 50 (gene WRKY50). The record is from RefSeq and is a predicted model, not a curated record. Lineage: Eukaryota; Viridiplantae; Streptophyta; Magnoliopsida; Ericales; Theaceae. Gene Ontology annotation, biological process: regulation of DNA-templated transcription. Gene Ontology annotation, molecular function: DNA-binding transcription factor activity; sequence-specific DNA binding.